Molecule: messenger RNA, 1161 nt
Organism: Pleurotus ostreatus (oyster mushroom)
Lineage: Eukaryota; Fungi; Basidiomycota; Agaricomycetes; Agaricales; Pleurotaceae
Exons: 9
Coding region: 1-1161 (386 amino acids)
Source: RefSeq, a predicted model, not a curated record
AUGUCGGAUACCUGUACUCCGGCUCAUGACUGGUUUACCGCGACACUCACGGCCGGACUAUGCGUUGGUCUUAUGAUAUCGUACGCGCCGCAGCACUUCCGAAUAAUAAACAAACAGUCGUCGGAAGGAUUGUCCCCGUGGUUCCUUUUAUUAGGGAGCACCUCCAGUGCGUCAGGUUUCUUGAAUAUGGUCGCCCUGCAAUGGGGUAUUGUAAAGUGCUGCCGUUACGUGAGCGUAGGGAGCUGCGCCGAAAUUACUCUAGGAGUCGUCCAGGUUGGGCUGCAGUGGUUUCUCUUCACAAUGAUCAUGGUUCUAUACAUGAUAUACUAUCCCCCGUAUCUUAAAUAUGUCGCGGCCAAUGAACAUGAAGAUAACCAUGACACGCGGCCGUCUUCCUCUCCCAUAAAGAAGCCAAUGAAGCGGGCUGAAUGGAGCCUUUCCAUUAUUCUUUCUUGGGUGGUCGUAGUUCACAUCAUCUUAAUAUCAUUCACUACGUUCUUCCUCCUCCUUACGGCUACGCCAUCUCCCUCGCCAUCUCUCCCUCUCCCAAAGCAGGUGCUCUCCUGGGCAACAUUCCUGGGUGUAUCAUCUGCCAUUCUCGCGGCCAUACAAUACGCGCCACAAAUUGCUCACACGUAUCGACACAAGGUAGUAGGUGCACUGAGUAUACCCAUGAUGUGUAUCCAAACGCCCGGGGCAAUACUGAUGGUCACUUCCAUCGCGCUAAGGCCAGGCACCAAUUGGACUAGUUGGAUAACCUUUGCUGUGGCAGGGGUCAUGCAAGGGACCCUUCUUGUCAUGUGUAUAUUCUGGAAAGUCCGUCAACAACGACUGGGGAUUGAUGAUUUCGGCCACUCGCUCGCGCCACCAAGUCCAUCUGCUUCAGGGGGGAGCACCUAUGACUCGAAUUCUCGUGGAGAAGAAGAAGUACCUGGACUGGUGACCGGCGAAGGAGACGAUCCCACUGCCGUUAGCAUGGCAUUAGCCGCCGCUCUGGAAUCAGCCGUCGAGACAGAUUUGAGGGCUCACAGUGAUAGUCGUAUAGACGCAGCGCAGGCAGAAGAUAGUGAAAGGACGCCGCUCCUUGGAAACCCUACGAAAGACAAUGAAGCAGGGGGACAUGAAACCAACCAUGGGUGGUUCGGCUGGCUUCGAAGGUAG